ACUUGGUUGGCUUGGCAACUGGCCUAGGAAUACUGGCCAAAACAUUGGACUUUCUGGCGUUGCCCGUGACGACUACCUGUCGCAGUCAGCUGCCCGCCGGUGGCUGGUAAAUAAACAAGCAUUUCCACCAAAACCAAAUGGAGUUGCAGUGAAAACCAAUCGAAUUCUGAUAGAAAUAUUCCCAAAAAAUGGCCACGUGCUGCUAGAUGGGUCUACUGUGCGCCAAGCUGCGCGACUGCUGUUGUUACCAAGCCAUCAGCUGUUGUCGGAACUCCACGCCAACGUUGGAGGAAUUCCAGGUGCUCAUCCUGGGACCAUCGGGCAGUGGCAAAACGGAGCUGGGACACCGCCUGAGCAGAGUGCCACGUGCCCCCGACGACCAGGUGGCCACGAAUGGAGUGCGCUGCUAUCAGAUGCUAUCAUCAGCGGCGGAGCCACCUGCGCAGCUCCGGCUCACCGAAGUCGGUGGCAAUGUGGAGAUGCAGCGCCUGUGGAAGCACUACUAUGCCUCCGCCCAUGCCCUGAUAUAUUGCUUCGAUCUGGGUGCGGAUCCGGCGGAAAUCGAGGGCACAUUCUCACUGCUAACCGAUUGCCUGAUGGACAACGCCUUAUUGGCUGGGAAGCCAGUGCUCCUGGUGGCAUCACGUCAUCGGGCUGGUGUCCAGCUGUACGACGUGGAAUACGCUUUCGGCCUGGAAGAGCUGGCCAAAUCCUGCGGCUGUCCACUGCUCAUCUGCCACAUGGACGAGGCGGAGGACCUGCAGCGGGGAAUGCGAUGGCUUUGCCAUCAGUUGUUGGCCAGAAAAUCGCAAUUGGAUCAGCGGAUUCGGUACGAUGUAAAUAUGCAGGUUUGGCAGCGCCGAAAGCGAUCGCUUUUAUCCAGCGGAAAACUAGCUCAAGUUCAUAGACAUCGUUUUCGGCGACAGGCGCGCAAGAUAUUGCCUGUCAUCCGAGGAUUUGGUGGGAAGAAAGUGCGUCCCAGUACAGCACCUCCCAACAUUUUCUAUGUAAACUCGCAACCAGAAGAAACUAAUAAGCUUUAGGAAAAGUGAUUGAGUGCGCAUUUAAAGUGCCAAAAAAGAAAAUUAAAUUA
Molecule: messenger RNA, 1093 nt
Organism: Drosophila erecta
Lineage: Eukaryota; Metazoa; Arthropoda; Insecta; Diptera; Drosophilidae
Product: probable ADP-ribosylation factor At2g15310
Exons: 3
Coding region: 207-1043 (278 amino acids)
Biological process (GO): protein folding
Cellular component (GO): cytoplasm; microtubule cytoskeleton
Molecular function (GO): GTPase activity; GTP binding
Source: RefSeq, a predicted model, not a curated record